Molecule: messenger RNA, 1954 nt
Organism: Arabidopsis thaliana (thale cress)
Lineage: Eukaryota; Viridiplantae; Streptophyta; Magnoliopsida; Brassicales; Brassicaceae
Product: basic helix-loop-helix (bHLH) DNA-binding superfamily protein
Exons: 2
Coding region: 196-1302 (368 amino acids)
Biological process (GO): regulation of DNA-templated transcription
Cellular component (GO): nucleus
Molecular function (GO): protein dimerization activity; DNA-binding transcription factor activity
Source: RefSeq, marked reviewed
AUAUGUCUGCGUCUACAACAUUUGAAAGCAAACUUUUGUCUCUUUUUAACUCUCUUAACUUUCGUUUCUUCUCCUACCUUCUUUUACCAACCUUUCCUUUCUCUUACACACAUAUAUAUAUACAUAUAUAGAGAGAGAGAAGAGGACAAAGAGUUGAAAGAUGAAGACUCUCAUGUCUUCAUAGAAACAAGUGAUAUGUGCGCUAAGAAAGAAGAAGAAGAAGAAGAAGAAGAAGACAGUUCUGAAGCCAUGAACAACAUACAAAAUUACCAAAAUGACCUCUUCUUUCACCAACUCAUCUCUCAUCAUCACCAUCAUCAUCAUGAUCCUUCUCAAUCUGAAACUUUGGGAGCAUCCGGUAACGUUGGAUCUGGUUUCACUAUCUUCUCUCAAGAUUCCGUCUCUCCAAUAUGGUCUCUACCUCCACCUACCUCGAUCCAACCACCAUUUGAUCAGUUUCCUCCUCCUUCUUCUUCUCCAGCAUCUUUCUACGGAAGUUUCUUCAACAGAAGUCGAGCUCAUCAUCAGGGAUUACAGUUUGGGUACGAGGGUUUUGGUGGAGCCACGUCAGCAGCACAUCAUCAUCAUGAACAACUUCGGAUCUUGUCGGAAGCUUUAGGUCCGGUAGUACAAGCCGGGUCCGGUCCUUUUGGGUUACAAGCUGAGUUAGGGAAGAUGACAGCACAAGAGAUCAUGGACGCUAAAGCUUUGGCUGCUUCAAAGAGUCAUAGUGAAGCUGAGAGAAGAAGAAGAGAGAGAAUCAAUAAUCAUCUCGCUAAGCUCCGUAGCAUAUUACCCAACACCACCAAAACGGAUAAAGCGUCGUUACUAGCUGAAGUGAUCCAACAUGUGAAAGAGUUGAAGAGAGAGACUUCAGUGAUCUCAGAGACAAAUCUUGUCCCAACGGAAAGCGAUGAGUUAACGGUAGCUUUCACGGAGGAGGAAGAAACCGGAGAUGGCAGAUUUGUAAUUAAAGCGUCGCUUUGCUGUGAAGACAGGUCGGAUCUCUUGCCUGACAUGAUUAAAACAUUGAAAGCUAUGCGUCUCAAAACGCUCAAGGCGGAGAUAACCACCGUUGGGGGACGAGUCAAGAACGUUUUGUUUGUUACCGGAGAAGAGAGCUCCGGUGAGGAAGUGGAGGAAGAGUACUGUAUAGGGACGAUUGAGGAAGCUUUGAAAGCGGUGAUGGAGAAGAGCAAUGUAGAGGAAUCAUCUUCUUCUGGAAAUGCUAAGAGACAGAGAAUGAGUAGUCACAACACUAUCACUAUCGUCGAACAACAACAACAAUAUAAUCAGAGGUAAUCAAUUUUUUACUUAAAUCGCUUUUUUUUUCUUACUUUCGGUGUAUCUACUACGUGUGUUGUUUGCUGGUUAUGGAAAUGAAUGUUGUACGUCACGUUAUACUAUAGAUAUAUGUGUGUUUGUGUGUAUGUAUAACGGAAGUAUUUGUAUCCGUUGUGGUCUUGGACUUUUGGUUUGGUUCUAAGAUACUUAUUUUUAAAAACUUGUAUCGUUGAGUUGGUUUUCUAGAUAUGCUUAAUGGGAGUAUGUGACGAAAAAAAAGUAUGAUUUCUGUAAGGCAAUGCAUGGGUUUGGAAAAUUCGUUUUCUCUUGUCAUGUGGGAGGAUUUGAAUUUAAUUUUGGCUUAUUUUUGCAAUUGUGUGAAUGAGACCAAAAAGAGACAAUGAAGAAGAACAGGAAACGUACCAAAGAUGAUGUGUAUCAUUAAUUGAUUUAGUCGGGUUCUGUCCGGGGGAAAAACAAAAAGAGACAAAUUUGGGAUUCUGAGCUUCGUACGUUGAUGCUUCUCUGACUCUUUUGCCUUGUGUAUUUAUGUGUUCUGUAGAAUCUUUUUCGUGUAACGAUUUACAUAUAUUCAAAUAUUUUGCUUUAUAUAAAUUUGCAUCAUGGACUGGUAUGAGGUAAACAUCGGGACCAAGACUAAGAUAUAAAG